CCAAUACUAAAAAAUGGUAUUAAAGCUGUUCUUCGAUGCGAUGUCACAACCAAGCCGUUCAGUGAUGCUUCUACUUAAAUGCAACAGUAUCGCAUAUACUCCCAAGUUUGUCAAUGUUGCAAAAGGUGAGCAAUUUUCAGAUGAAUUUAAAAGAAUUAAUCCCACUGCCAAAGUUCCCGCUAUUCAAGAUAAUGAUUUUACUUUGUUUGAAAGUGAGGCCAUUUUGAAGUAUUUAUGUGCGACACAAUCUCUUCCUGAUCAUUGGUAUCCAAAAGAUCAAAAAGCACGAUCAAAAAUUGAUGAAUAUCUAGCAUGGCAUCAUACUGCAUUAAGAAUGGGGGCAGCUAUGACAUUCAGACAUGCGAUUUUAAUACCUCGUUUAACUGGAAAGCCUCCUAAAGAUGCCAGUAAAUAUAUUAAAUUGUUAAAAUCGUCAUUAGAUUUGUUCGAAAAUUAUUUUAUAUGUGGUACUAAAUUUAUAUCAAGUAAUGAAAUCACAAUAGCUGAUUUAAUGGCAGUGACAGAACUUUCACAACUUGAGGUGAUGGGUGAGAAUGCUCCCCCUCUCUCACCAAAAGUGGAAGAAUGGAAGAAACGAUGUAUUAAUGCAACUGAACCUCAUUAUAGUGAAGUUCAUCAAGUAAUGUACAAGGUACAAAAGGCCGUUGCAUCAUCAAAGUUAUAAUAUGCAUACAUAGUGUCUUAUUGACAAUCUGCAUCAAUGCCAUACAUUUUUAGUCUUACCUUUUUAAAUUUUUUUUUUAGUUUUCUGAUAAAAGAUUUUGUAUGUUAACAUAAGACUGAUUUUUUUUCCUUUUACUUUGUC
Hydractinia symbiolongicarpus is the source of this 826-nucleotide messenger RNA. RefSeq lists its product as uncharacterized. Lineage: Eukaryota; Metazoa; Cnidaria; Hydrozoa; Anthoathecata; Hydractiniidae. Gene Ontology annotation, biological process: glutathione metabolic process. Bases 14 to 685 code for a protein of 223 amino acids. Gene Ontology annotation, molecular function: glutathione transferase activity. Gene Ontology annotation, cellular component: cytoplasm. The transcript has 5 exons. The record is from RefSeq and is a predicted model, not a curated record.